Calypte anna (Anna's hummingbird) is the source of this 825-nucleotide messenger RNA. RefSeq names its product small integral membrane protein 8 (gene SMIM8). The record is from RefSeq and is a predicted model, not a curated record. The transcript is spliced from 3 exons. Bases 241 to 507 code for a protein of 88 amino acids. Lineage: Eukaryota; Metazoa; Chordata; Aves; Apodiformes; Trochilidae.
GACGGCGCUCGCCGGUCACGGGGCUUCAGCCGUCACCCUCCGCCUCCGGAGCCGCCAUGGGAGCGCGGCAGACCGGACCGGGCCGAUACGAUACGUUCCGGGCGUCCCUGCCGGGUUUUCUCUUUGGGGAAGUGCCCCGUCGCCGGCCUGAAGCCUUUAAUGGCGUCAGGAGCCUCUUGGCCUCCUCGGUUUCUGCUCUGACCCUCGUCGGCCUCACGGAAGUAUUCAGCAUUAAUUAAAAUGUCUUCCACCAAACCUCCAAAUGAAAAUGAAAGAAAACCAGGACUGAGCAGUGUUCGAACAACUAUGCUUUUCCGAGCUGUGAAUCCAGAGCUUUUCAUUAAACCUAACAAACCGGUGAUGGCGUUUGGACUCAUAGCAAUUAGCCUCUGUGUGGCCUACCUUGGCUAUUUGCAUGCAACAGUAGAGAAUAAAAAGGACCUCUAUGAAAGCAUCGACAGUGAGGGGUCCAGGUAUGUGAGGAGGAAAACUUCCAAGUGGGACUGAGAACAUAAAGAAUGAAGUGAGCAAAUCAGUCACAGAACUUUUCAAGGCAACUACUUUUUUUUUCUCCGUCUGUGGAAAUAAUGGAUAAAUGUCUAUCUUGCUAUCUGAUCCAAAUUAAGUUUAUAAAAUGCCGUGCCUGUACAAAUAAAUUGCAAUCAAGAUACAUGAGAAGAAGUGAAUUGUUGUCUGUGAUCUCUACAGCAUGUCAGAAGACAUGAAAUUAGCUUGGACAUGCGGUCAAGACUGGUAAAUGCCUUAGAAAUUUACCUGAUAGUUCAGCUCGCUUCUUUUUCUUUGAUUAAAUGAAAAUGUGUUGGG